Messenger RNA from Naumovozyma castellii, 4863 nucleotides. It is a transcript of the gene ESP1, whose product is annotated as separase. NCBI's taxonomy places the organism in Eukaryota, Fungi, Ascomycota, Saccharomycetes, Saccharomycetales, Saccharomycetaceae. The record is from RefSeq and is a predicted model, not a curated record. The transcript has a single exon. The coding region runs from base 1 to 4863 and encodes 1620 amino acids.
AUGUCUAAACAAGAAGACCCAUUGAAUGAAGUUAGUCUGAAUACGACGACGUGGCAUAGCCCUUCAAAGAGAGGACAAAAUAAUGAAUUAAAAAAUUUCAAUGCAUAUCCAAAUAAAGAAAACAUUCCUCAAUUGCAUACUGGAAGACUGGAGAAAGACCUUGAUCUCUAUUACAAACAAAUAUCAGAGUUUAUUAAAGCACAAUCUCUACAGAAACCUCAAAUAGAAAGGAUACAUGCCGUAUUCACAACCCUUUACAGAGAAUUAAAUAGGCGACACCUUCUGCGACAUUUGAGGGCAUUGGUCAAAGAACAUCUGAUAGUAGUGGUGAAGCUGAUAAAUAACAAUUUUUAUGACUACUCUCAAUCUGGGAUACUGUGUCUGUAUAACACCACCAACUUAUUCAAAGCACAUGAUUUGAAGGAUGUCAUACUGGCUGAUUUUUCUGAAUCAAACGAGUUUUAUCUCUCGACUUUAAAGAUUCUAUCCUUUCAAGUUAUUCUAAAAAAGAAAAAUUUGAAAAUGUAUGAGGACACUAUAAUACAGGCAUUUUCGCAUGAUGAAAGGUAUAUCCUUAAAGACCCAAACAUUAAGAUCCAUACUGUUGUAAAACUUUUGUUGAAUUUUUUCUCAAUUUUACCUACAUUUAAGACUUUAUUUGGUUUGAAAUUUCUACAAUAUAUAAAACAGUUCAACCUAUCAUUCCAGACAUACAUUAAGAAUAUGGACUCGAUCACCUUUGAAAAACAGUUGGUAAGAUACGGUUCUAAAAAUAUUCAGCAAUUGAAACCAUAUCUGAAUUCAUAUUAUAUAAACUAUUCAAAAUUCAACUCUCAUUUGACAAAAUUGAUGCUUACUGAUUUCGUUGGCAGAGAUCUCCAAAGUCAUAAGAAAACAUUUGCUCUCUUAAAGGACCAUAAAGAAAUAUCCAGUACAAGUACAGAAUGUUAUUGUUGUCUUUCUCAUAGUCAAAUGGACAAUUUCGUUAUUUCUUGUCAUGCACUAAUGAGUAAUAAUGACCAAAUUCAUUUACAUACAAUAGACGCAGUAACAUUUGGCUGGUCCAUAAUACGGAGUGAGAAUUUUCCUCGAAAUAAAAAAAUGCUGGCGUUAUUAGAUAGCACAUUAAUUUUUCUCAACUCCCAAAUGAAGCAUUUGGAAAAGAUGCAAAUAUCUUUAGUCAAACUUAUCAAAAUGCUUGCUGAAGUUUGUAUGGAUUAUCAAGAAUAUAAAAGAAUGACUAAUGUGAUCAAUGUUUCGUUUAAUUGCUUUGUUUUCUUCAGGAAUUUCGAUUUUUUAAAGUUAACAGCUGAAUUAGAAUCGAAGCAUUAUCUUGUGUGUCAUGAUAAAUCGCAAUGGAAAAAAUUAAUACAGAAAUUUGAGAAAUUCAUUGGCUCUGCACCUGAACAAUAUCAAAAAAUAGAACUUUUUUCUUAUGUCUUUAAUACGUUCCUUCUCUUUAAUGACGACAGUUUAUCCUUUGUUGUGGAAUUUACAGAAACAAUUUUUCUACGUUGCUUUAGUAGAUUGAAAUUAACCUAUUUUAUUGAUUUUCAUGAUGUAUCAGAGCCCAUGUUGUCCAUUCUUUAUGGGAAUUCAUCGAUUACAAAUAUACCACAUGGAGAUUGGAAUAACCUUACUGAAAUGCUUUUUUUCUGCGUGAGUGGUAGAUUUGAAAUAAAUGCAAUUAAUAUAAACCAAGUGACGACAAAGUGGUAUUAUCUCUACAAAUACAAGGACCUAAUAAAGAGCAUAUAUGUAUUAAAUUUGGAUAUGAAAAAACAUUCUUCAUCAAACCUUUCUCAACUAACUUCAAGCUAUAUUUCUAAAUGGGUACAAAAAACAUCUCUCCUAAACGAAGGAAUAUCAUCAAUCGAAGUGACCUUCAUAACGAUGCUAUUCCAAUAUUUGGGCUUCAAUAAUUUCAAUAAAUGUAUCCUUACCCUAUCUGCCGCAUUACGAGACCAUAUAAAUUAUUUUGCCCCACUUAAACUCGAAAUUUCCAGAUGGAACAUACAAUCAAGCAUCAACCUCCAAUUAAUGGAACAAAUUAAUGAUGAGGCUAAGCUUCUUUCUACUAUUGCUCCUACAUAUACUAUUUGCAAACUUGAGAAGCUGUUAACUUUCUUGGAGGCCAAACUUGAUGUGUUCACAUGGACAAAUGAUUACGAAGGAUUCCAGGAACUAUUUAUGGAAGAACUACCCAGUGUUCGCUUGGAGGUAUUUGAUCUUAAUAACCAGUCCAAAAUGCCCGCUUCCCAAUACAUCAAAGUUCUCCUUUUUAUGACGAAGUUAUUCAAUCAUUCAUCAAGAUUACACCUUGCAAGGGACGAUAUAACUGCAUCAGUGAUAGAGAGCAAAAGAGCUCUUAAAUUAGCAACUUCCCUUAUAAAGAAACAAAAUAAACUUUCGCAAAGUUCGAGAAUACGACUGAUUAACUUAGUUCUUAACUCCUUUACUCAGUUAAUUGAAAUUUAUAUUCGACUGGGUCUAGCAAAGGAGGCUGAUUAUUACGCUGACCAGCUAUCAAAAGUUAUAUGUGACCUUGGUGAACCGUCUGUCGUUUACCGUGGAUUACAUUUCUUGCAUAACUACUAUAAACUAGUGAAACACGAAGCCUUGGAAAUAAUUACUUUACAAAAGGCCAAUAAGACCUUUGAUUACCUUGAUGGAGAAUCUGAUAUUGAAAGCGUACUGAUGUUUUUAUUUGAUAAUUCAGAAUUUAAAAAGAUUAGUGAAUCCUUAAAUCUUUUUUUCCAAGAUGACUUUAACAAUAGUUUUUUGCCGUUAUAUUGGCAAUUAAAAAUGGGCAGGCCGAUCGAUGACUCAUUAUGUUUAACAACACUGAAGUCAACUAAUUCUAUCAAGAAGCUCGAGAGAGAUUACAAACAUGUUUUGGGACAAUUGGAAAGUGAUCCAUUUUUCAAAAAUUUGUUUGAAUCGAUUUUAGCUGUUCCUGCAGUUACCAACAUCCACAACACACAAUCAGAUGGCACAAUGUGCUUAAUGGAGACGCCGACGAAAAAAAAAUUGGCCUUCAAGGUAAACGAUUCACCCAGGCCCUCUAACAUGACUCCAAAAUCCAAGAACUUAAAGCAGAAAUUUGAUAAAGCCGUGGCCCUAAGUAACCUGAAUCGUAUCAAAUGCUGUAUCGAAGAUUUAAAUUUAGAAUUGCUUAAUCACGGUGAUUUACUCAAUAUUUCAUCAUUAUUCUCGUUAACGGUAACGAUGUUAUCAAAUAUAUCAAAAAAUGCACUUGAAGAUGCUACACUGUUUCAAAGAUUUAACUUAAUUGACUUGCCAAAGAGAGUUCCAAUGUAUUACGACAAGCUUUUAAGCUCGAUUGACGACGACCUCUACACAGAUAUCAAGUUAUUACCGUUCUCUUCGAAUCAUGAACAGACUCGGAAGAAGCAAGCCCUACUUAGCUUAAACGAAAGUACUGAAUUUUGUGGUUUAUCAUUUGAUGUAAUCACAAUUGAUAUCUGUUCAAUUACUGGUAAUUUAUUACUUUCAAAGCUAAGUGCGACAAAUGGACAUAAAAGUCAUUUAAGUAUACCAUUAAAUAGGGCCAACUUAAGGGAUUUGGAUGCUUAUUCUCUAACAUUUGUGGAAGCUGUAAAAGAAUUGGCUUACAUUAUCGAUGAGAGUAACAGUACAACAUCUGUUGAAGUUACUUCUUCUAUAAAAACUAAAGAGGACAGAAAGACGUGGUGGAAAUCUCGUUAUGAACUGGAUAAUAGACUAAGUUCUUUACUCCACAAUAUUGAAACAUCAUGGUUUGCAGGAUUGAAAGGUUUAUUUGAUCAGUCGGUGGUUGAUCCGUCCUUAUUUGAAGAAUUCAAGAAAAAGUUUUACGGUAUUCUACAUUCAAAUCUACCAAGCCGGAAGCAGAUGGGUAAACCGAUGACAUUUUUACAAAUAAAUGAUUGGAUUAUUGAGUUGUUUCUCAAACUUGAUCCUCAAGACGAUGAAUUUAUAUCAAUGAUUGAAGAUAUGAUCUAUUUUACGCUAGAUAUUCUUUUAUUUCAAGGAGAAGAGAAUGCAUACGAUGAAAUUGAUUUAAGUAUGGUGCACAUUCAAUUAGAAGAGCAAAUAAAACGAUAUCAUUCCAAAGUAAUAUCAAACUCUCAUAAAGUUGAUCAUACAUUUUUAGUCAUUGGAAGUGCCUGCCAUACUUUCCCCUGGGAAUCAUUAUCUUUUAUGAAUGAUCUGUCAUUGAGUAGAAUUCCCUCUAUAAAAUGGUUAGAAUCGGCAAUUACAAGGCAUUAUGAACAAUUAAUAAAAGGUGUUCCAUUAACUGAGAAGAUUUCGAUGAUAUUAAAUCCACACGGUGACCUUGAAAGAACUGAAUUGAGGUUUCGAGAAACAUUUGAAACUAUUGUAGCCAAAAGGCCUAGUUCGAGUCUCAUUGUUAAUGAAAAACCUGAUGAGGAAAAAAUGUUGCAUAUGAUGUCUAAUUGUAAUCUUUUUAUCUACGUGGGCCAUGGUGGUGGGGAACAGUACGUGCGUACAAGAGAAAUUAAAAGAUGUGAUAAUGUCGGACCAAGUUUCCUACUAGGUUGCUCAUCUGCAUCCUUGAAAUAUUAUGGAGGUCUGGAACCUACGGGAACAGUGAAUUCUUAUCUGUUAGCUGGAAGCCCUCUAGUCUUAGGAAAUCUCUGGGAUGUGACAGACAAAGAUAUUGACAAAUUUAGCCAAAGUGUAUUCGAGAAAAUUGGGCUAGUGAUGGGUGAGGAUGAGAUAAUUCAUAAGAGAUCAAUCUCGAGGGCAGUUAAUGAAUCACGUCAACUCUGUCAUUUGAAAUUCUUGAACGGUGCAGCCCCAGUGGUUUAUGGAUUGCCAUUACAUUUCUUUACGUAA